Messenger RNA from Xyrauchen texanus (razorback sucker), 2124 nucleotides. Its product is annotated as dnaJ homolog subfamily A member 2-like. NCBI's taxonomy places the organism in Eukaryota, Metazoa, Chordata, Actinopteri, Cypriniformes, Catostomidae. The transcript has 9 exons. Gene Ontology annotation, molecular function: ATP binding; Hsp70 protein binding. The coding region runs from base 56 to 1297 and encodes 413 amino acids. Gene Ontology annotation, cellular component: cytosol; cytoplasm. Gene Ontology annotation, biological process: protein refolding; response to heat. The record is from RefSeq and is a predicted model, not a curated record.
CGUCACACAGCCGGCUUUUCUCUCUCCGCUCCUCCUUGCGCACUGGUCUGCAGACAUGGCGAACGUCGUAGACACCAAACUCUACGACAUCCUCGGAGUAUCUCCCUCAGCCACCGAAAACGAGCUGAAAAAGGCAUACCGGAAAUUAGCAAAAGAAUACCAUCCUGAUAAAAACCCCAAUGCAGGUGACAAGUUUAAGGAGAUCAGCUUUGCAUAUGAGGUCCUGACUACCCCGGAGAAGAAAGAACUGUACGACCGGUAUGGGGAACAAGGCUUGCGUGAGGGAGGCGGUGGUGGAGCUGGAAUGGAGGACAUCUUCUCUCACAUCUUUGGUGGAGGUUUGUUCAGCUUCAUGGGCGGCCAGAGCAGCAGGAGCCGAAAUGGUGGUCGGCGGAGAGGAGAAGACAUGAUACAUCCACUUAAGGUGUCUCUGGAAGAUAUUUACAAUGGUAAAACAACUAAACUACAACUCAGUAAGAAUGUACUCUGCAGUGCCUGCAAUGGUCAAGGGGGUAAAACCGGGGCAGUGCAGAAGUGUGCCACAUGUAGGGGACGUGGCAUGAGGAUCAUGAUCAGACAGCUGGCCCCUGGUAUGGUACAGCAGAUGCAGUCUGUGUGUACCGACUGCAAUGGAGAGGGGGAGGUGAUCAAUGAGAAAGAUCGCUGUAAAGAGUGUGAGGGCCGUAAGGUGAGUAAGGAGGUGAAGGUUUUGGAGGUGCAUGUGGAUAAAGGAAUGAAACAUGGCCAGAAGAUCACAUUCACUGGAGAGGCAGACCAGUCGCCCAACACAGAGCCUGGAGACAUUAUACUGGUGCUGCAGGAGAAAGAGCAUGAGGAUUUCCGUCGCGAUGGCAAUGACCUGCACAUGUGUCACAAGAUUGGCCUGGUGGAGGCACUCUGCGGUUUUCAGUUUACGCUUGCGCACCUCGACGGACGACAUCUUGUCAUCAAAUACCCCCCUGGCAAAGUCAUAGAGCCAGGUUGUACAAGGGUCGUCCGAGGGGAAGGAAUGCCUCAGUACAGAAACCCAUUUGAGAAAGGAGAUCUGUACAUCAAGUUUGACGUCCAGUUUCCAGAGAACGGCUGGAUCAGCACAGAGAAACUAACGGAGUUGGAGGAUCUGUUGCCGUCCCGUACAGAGGUUCCUGUCAUCUCGACUGAUGCAGAGGAAGUUGACCUGCAGGACUUUGACCUCAGUCAGGGGUCAUCUAGCGGUCAACGACGUGAAGCGUACCAUGACAGCUCCGACGAGGAGGGGGGUCCACAUGGACCAGGGGUGCAGUGCGCCCACCAGUAGUCUCAGAAGGUGUUUUUUUGGAAAUGUAAAGAUUCUCUUUUGUCGGACAGAUUCAAACAUCACAUAGUGGACCGAACACACACACACACUAUCAAGAGUCAGACUGGAUCUUAAACAACACACACACACACACACACACACACACACACACACACACACACACACACACAGUCACAUGGAUUAUUUACAUUCAGGCUACACACAUGCAAUCAUACACUGUUUUAAAAGAAUAAGCAAGCAUAACUACAUGCAAAGCAAAAUAAUAAUUUAUUCAUUACUAUCAUUUCCAUUGUAGAAUUUCACCGUAUAUAUUCUCUCUGAAUAAAUAAAACUUGUUAUUAGAGGGAGGCAGACUUUGUGAUUUAAGAAAUAAUGAAUGCGCAUUUGUUAGAGAGCGACUGAGGCGGCGUUUACUGGAGUUCAUUAAAGAUGUUCAAAUGUGUUUCGCCAAAUGUUCAGGAAUUGUUAAUCAUUUUGCGUUAUUACUUCUGAAGUACUUACACGUGGGCAACAGUGGCUAUCUGCAAAGUGAUAUACAUCACACUCUGUUUGAGAUUAAAAAAACGCAACCAAAAUCUCAGUGUUUUAUUGUGCUCACUGUAUACAAUAAGAGUCAUGCAUUUCCUUAAUUAUUUGUCAAAGAAUCACUACAGUGAUCUUGUAAAAUCAACAGCAAACGUGUGCAUGCAUGUAAGCACUGAUAUAGACCUGGAGGGGGCGCUUUUUAUAAAUGGCAACUUAGAAAGUGCUUGAACCAUGAACACAAGUUGCUCUCAUUCAAACACAGUUCCUUCCGUGAUUAAACAUCAAUAAAGUCGAUGAAUGUU